Tachysurus vachellii is the source of this 2114-nucleotide messenger RNA. It is a transcript of the gene hcls1, whose product is annotated as hematopoietic cell-specific Lyn substrate 1. Bases 131 to 1849 code for a protein of 572 amino acids. Gene Ontology annotation, cellular component: actin filament; cortical actin cytoskeleton; site of polarized growth. Lineage: Eukaryota; Metazoa; Chordata; Actinopteri; Siluriformes; Bagridae. Gene Ontology annotation, biological process: regulation of actin filament polymerization. The transcript has 18 exons. The record is from RefSeq and is a predicted model, not a curated record. Gene Ontology annotation, molecular function: actin filament binding.
CUUCUGACGUGAACGCGCAUUUCAGUCCUCGUGCCCACAAGCGCAACUUCACCGACUGCACCUUUUUUCUCCUCCAGGUUUAUCAUUUGUUUUUAUUCAUUUCACUUUUUUUAUUCCACUCAUCCACACUAUGUGGAAAUCUGUGGUGGGUCAUAAUGUGAACGUGAAGGUGGUGUCUGAGGGAGACGACUGGGAAACGGAUCCAGACUUUGAGAACAAUGUGUCUGAGCAGGAGCAGAGGUGGGGAUCAAAAACCAUUGAAGGAUCAGGACGCAAAGAGGCCAUCAGUGUGGCUGAGCUCAGACAGAAGGUGUCUCAGGAGCAUGAAUUAGUGAAGAAGAAGGAGCAGGAGGAAGGUCCUAAAGCUUCGUAUGGAUAUGGCGGCAAAUUCGGUGUCGAGAAAGACAGGAUGGAUAAGGAUGCAGUGGGGCACAGCUACGUAGCCCAGGUGUCUCAGCACUCGUCCCAAACGGACGCAUCAAAAGGUUUCGGAGGGAAAUUCGGUGUACAGAAAGACCGUAUAGACCAGUCUGCUUUGGGCUACGAGUAUAAAGGGCAAGUGGAGCAGCAUGCCUCUCAGAAAGAUUACUCUAAAGGCUUCGGAGGGAAGUUUGGAGUGCAGAAGGAGCGAGUGGAUAAAGCGGCUCUGGGGUACGAUUAUAAAGGAGAAACCGAGAAACACGAGUCUCAGAAAGAUUACUCUAAAGGCUUCGGAGGGAAGUUUGGAGUGCAGAAGGAGCGAGUGGAUAAAGCGGCUCUGGGGUACGAUUAUAAAGGAGAAACUGAGAAACACGAGUCACAGAAAGAUUACUCUAAAGGCUUCGGAGGGAAGUUUGGAGUGCAGAAGGAGCGAGUGGAUAAAGCGGCUCUGGGGUACGAUUAUAAAGGAGAAACUGAGAAACACGAGUCUCAGAAAGACUACGCUAAAGGUUUUGGAGGACGCUACGGCGUACAGUCUGACCGUAUGGAUAAGAGCGCAGCCUCCUUCAGCGACAUGGAGUCUCCCACCACGUCCUACAAGAAAACUUCACCGCCCGAGGCCUUGAGCUCAGGAGCCGGAAGCCUGAAGUCCCGCUUUGAGAACAUGGCGAAGACAACAGAGGAAGAAAAUAGGAAGCGAGCGGAGGAAGAGCGAUUGAGGAGACAGGCUCGAGAAAAGAGAGAAAAAGAGGAGGCACAGAAAAGAGAAAAGGUGACCAUCCGUGAGUAUGAGGAGGAGGAACAGAGGCCUCCUGUCAUACCUGAAGCUGUGAAAUCAUCACAAGACUUUAGACCACUUCCUGAAAUUCCCAGAGACUCUCCAGAUCCUGAAACCCAGGAGGAUAAUGAGGAGCCUGAGUAUGAUGAUCCCCCAUCACUGCCCCCUCGAUCUGAUGACCUGUUAGAGGAAGACGACUCUGGACCUCCUCCUCUUCCUCACAGAGACAUUGAUGAAGAAUACGAGGACAUCGGAUCAGCUCAUUUCACUGAGGAAGACGACUCUGGACCUCCUCCUCUUCCUCACCGAGACAUUGAUGAAGGAGAAUACGAGGACAUCGGAUCAGCUCAUUUCACCGAGGAAGACGACUCUGGACCUCCUCCUCUUCCUCACCGAGACAUUGAUGAAGGAAAAUACGAGGACAUCGGAUCAGCUCAUUUCACCGUUGUUGAGAACGAUUAUGAAUCUAUAAACCCCAACAGCAAGUCAGCCAGGGCUCUGUACGACUAUCAGGGCGAGGCUGAUGAUGAGAUCUCCUUCGUGCCUGAUGACAUCAUCACUAACAUCGAGAUGGUGGACGAGGGCUGGUGGAAGGGAAGCUGUCACGGAAACACCGGCCUUUUCCCAGCAUCCUUUGUGCAGCUUCUCUAGACAACAUCCUAAACAAUGCCCAGUGUUUCUCUAUGAAUGACAUCUUUCUCUCUUGAUUUGCUUUGUUACUGGUUGCCAGAUCUGCUAAAAGCCCUAAAGAAACCAUAAAAGUUCCUCUGGGGUUUAAUUCACUGUGUAUCUGCUCAGUCAGUCAGGUGUUGUGUUGGUGUGAUGCAGAUUGGGUGUAAACAUUUAUUAUUAUUGUUAUUAUUAUUAUUUCUUUAUUGACCCACAGACAGAGGUGUGAUAAAGUGUGUUCUGUGAA